Molecule: messenger RNA, 2949 nt
Organism: Aquila chrysaetos chrysaetos
Lineage: Eukaryota; Metazoa; Chordata; Aves; Accipitriformes; Accipitridae
Gene: BEND2
Product: BEN domain containing 2
Exons: 12
Coding region: 189-2252 (687 amino acids)
Molecular function (GO): DNA binding
Source: RefSeq, a predicted model, not a curated record
CCCCCCCGCCACCUCCGCCGCCCAGCGCGCAGCCGCACUGGUUCAAAACGCUUCGCUGCUCACGUCGGAGAAGCUGCUUCCGUUUCCAACGCCGCAUUCCGGCCACACCUGCCUGUGCCGGAGUCCCGGCUCGCUCCGCCGCCCUGCCCACCCGAGAAGGACCCCGCGCUCCGCCGCCCCAGCGAGCCAUGUCCGCCGAGGAUUACGCAUCUGUGAAUGUUGAGGACGAUGUUGAAGCAGUGAUUAUUGACCAUGGAGAAAAUGGACUGUCCACACAAAGCUGCGUGUCAGUGGAACAGAACUCUGAAGUAAACAGUGUUGUUCACCAUGUGGCUCAACUUGCCUAUGGAAAUGAAGGUUUAUCAGUGCUAGCUGAAGGAGUGGCAUCACAAAUGAGCCAUUCUGCAAGUAUGCAGAGAGGAAAUGGUCACAGCCCUGAAAAAAUGGACUUCAUGUGUUCGCAUAAUAAAAGAAAACGACUUGCCCCUACUCUAGUGGGACACAAUGUGAUGAGAACCAGGGAACGAGCAUAUGAAGAUAGUGACAGUGUCAUUUAUGAAUAUGAACCAGACUAUGAAUGUGGGAGUAUUGUAUCUGAAGCUUCCUACAUUGGAGAUCAGCAGAAAACUCUUAUGGAGGUCCUCAGUUAUUGCCAGGCCAUGUAUGAUGCCAUUCAGAAAUUGGAUAAAAAAUUUGAUCUGCUUCAUCGGAAGGUCUCAGAAAUGCAACACAGUCGUGUAAAGCCACUGUUGCUCAAACCUAAACCAGUUGGAUUUACAUACAGAAGUUCCAGUCAUUUGCCCCAAGGGAAAACAAGAGUACAAAAAUCCAUGGAAAGGGAAUCGGGUCUUCAUCUCUCUUCACCGGGUCAGGGAAGACAUAGCCCAGUCAUAAGGGUUGCUUUACAAAAUGGUCAUGUUCAGGUCAAUUCCACAAUAAAACAUGUUCAACAGAGUCUUCAGCUUGAAUCGCAGCAGCCUGUUCAUAGGCAGAGCCCACCACUCCCCACUAUAGUUUCUACACAUUCAUUGCAUUCAUCAUACACAGCAACUAAAAGGAUGCCUGACCUUUCUCCACGAUCAAAUCUUGUAGCCAGCGUUAUGGAAAGUACUGUCAACAUUGCAUCUUCACCAGUGGCGUUGUCAUCGAUGCCAGCACCAUCUGAGACCAGUCUGGGAAAUAAUACUGUGGUGGUGAACUACAGAAAUGCAUCUGGGAGUGUGAACAUUAGUAAAGAACUACCAUCUUCUUCAGUCUCCAUCAAUCCUAGCAUUGAGUUUGUUGGUGACCCAGUGAGAAAUGUAAAAGUUCUUGGAAACUAUUUGAUGAAAGCUCGGCAAAAGACUAAACCAAAGUAUGCAGCGCGCUACUUAGUUCGUGUCUUGUUCCCCAAGGAAACGUUAUUGUGCAGCAUUAUGGGAGUGAGUGCACGAGGGCGCAGAACAUUGGAUCCAAACAAAAUUGCUGCAAUAAGAGAAUUUCUUGCAACUAACUUUCCAAACUAUGAUUUGAGCGAGCAUGGAAAAGACUGGAAAACCUGUAUCACAAAUGUCAAUGCUAUGAUCCGCUGUUUACGCUCUGAAACAAAAAUAAACCCAGAGACACCUGAAGGGAAAGAAAAAGUGGCUGACACUCCAGAUACAUCUCAUUGUGUAGAUUUGAAUUAUAAUGAAUUUAGUGAAAGCAGUUCUCAAAACUCUCAGAAGAUGACCAGCUCCACAACUGACACAUUGCAGAAUUCAGGAUUGGAUAAGUUUCCAGAAGCUUUCCACACACCUUCAGUCAAGAAACCACAGUCUUUGGAACCUAUGGAACUUCUUGGAAGUCCAUGGCGCAAUGUUCAGUUGCCUUUCUCAGUCAUUUACGUAGCUAAGGGGAAGUCUCGGCCAGAGUUGUCAGCUCGCUACUUAAUUCGUCAUAUGUUCACUGAAGAUGUGCUGGUAAAAAGUAAUGUAUAUGGUAAUCUUGAUCGUGGCAUGAGCCCACUGGACUGCAACAGAAUUAAUGCUCUCAGAGACUUUCUUCAAGAGAAUUAUCCAUCCUUUGAUCUAAAGGAAACUGGAUACGAUUGGAAGGCAUGCGUGGCUGCCAUAAACAGCACAAUCCGCAGUCUCAGACAUGACCAUAAAAAGGCUACAGUUGGAAUCCGCCGGAAAGUCUUGGCAGUGCCACCAUUGAAUGCAAAGAGUCCUCCACAGAGUCCCACUUCAGUAAAGCCAUUUGAAAGUGACACUAUCAAUCUCACGGACUGAAACUUUCUAACAUCUGUCUCAAAUCUUAAUUUAGCAGGUUUUUAUAAAUCCCAUGUAGAAGCCUAUUACAUUGAGUUGUCCUAUUAUACUGAGUUGUCAGCAGCACUAACUAGUAUUAUUUCAUGAGAUCAAAGUUAGCAGAAGAGUUGGGAACCCUAACUCCUUGUAUAAGUAGCACUUGUUCUCCUCAGAAAUUACUUCCACUGUUCCCUGUAGCAUUUGCAAUGUGCUCUCCCCUAAAAGCACCUUCUUCUCAUGAUUCAUUGACUCUGAAAGAUUGAUCUGAUUCGAAAAGAUGCACUGCACAUCAAGUCAGCUGAAGCAGAUAGAAAUGUGGAGAGGAAAGAAUGGUCCUCCUUGGAGGAAGACUCAGAGCCAGCUAAAUUAUCUCAUUAUGUGUGAAGAAUGAAAUUUGCUUUGACAAUUGGUUAUUGUAAGCAAAAGUAUCUAAUGCAGAAAGGAAAAAAAAAUUAUUGCAUCUAGCUGACUUGUUAUGUAUCUCUCACUUUUUUUGCCUCCUAUAGCAGUCUUUGUUGUAGGAUAAGGAAAGAGGCAGACAAACAAUGUAAGUACAGUUGGUACUAUUUUCUUUGCUCUGAUUUAGCUCUACAAAAGCACAAAAAACCAUGCAGAACAAACAGUCCAAUGGUUGGUUCUGGUUUUUCUUGAUGAAAAUUAAAGAAAAUACUUUUCAGGG